CCCCACAGUCGGAACCGAAACCAUACAAAUUCUGCACGGAAAAAGAACCAGCGAUCAAUCAACUCCAUGAAUGGCGUCUUCAAUGGUCAGGCUUACAUUUCGCAUGGUAUUGGUAGUUCUGCUCCUCCUCUUCCUCUUCUACGUCGGCCGCCCUCUCUACUGGAAAAUCUCCGCCACUAUCCACGAGAUCCGCCAGAACAAACAAACCGUUCGACAAGGUAUCUCGCAGAUUGUUCAGGAGGCGCAGAGAUCCGUGGGAUGGUACAACGGCGAGUCGGACUCAGGCUUCCGUGCGCGGAAGCAGACCGCCCGGAAGCUGCUGUUAAAGGUUUUGUGAAGUUUUCCAGUUCAAUAUUAGCCUCUUGUAUUAUUUAUGAAUAGAGCCCGGAAGGUUUUGGUGAUAAUUAUUAGUGGAAAUGAUCUUUGUAAUUGCCUUAUUGCUUUGCUUAUAUUUAAGAUAUUGAAGUUAAAUUUUUUGUUUGUAGAGUUAACUCUGAUUGAUUCUCCUAUCAUGUGAAGAGUACAUAUAGACAGUUUAAAUCCGAAAACCUUUUGUAAGCAAAGCAUCAUUAUCAUUCCCUAUAGGAGAAGAAGCAAUAUUGUGGAGAAGAAGUUAGAAAUAAGUGUAUGUAUUUUAGAGCACACAUAGCUUCCCCGUCAUGCAGAAUCACUGGGUAGAAAAAUAGUAAACCAGGGAUAGUAAAGGGAUUGAUUCAAUUUGUCAUUUGCAUAAGAUAAUUGUAUUGCAAGGCAAGUUACAGUGAAGGGUUUGUCAAGAAUGUAAAAGACCAUAAAUGCAUUGCUAAAUAUUUGUUAUUUUGGCACUAAAUAUUAUGGUGUAUGAAAUAAGGUUACUGGAGAAGCAGUGAUUAUUUCUUUUGCAUAGGUUUCUUUUUAGCUUUCUAUUCUACAUCUAAAGGUAGACAUUUUCAUAUCUUUGUUUAAAGUUAAAGAAUAAAUACUUAUAUCCCUGUGCCUUUUAAGCUUGCACAAUCGGACUUCAGAGACUAUCGAAUAUGCCUUCCUUUUAUGGCCCUUUUCACUUUCUAUGUUUAACGUUACCCUAGUCUCAUGUCAGUGUUGCUGAUUGUACCAGUACUUUUUUUUUUUGGGAAAGUAAUUUGAAUGUCUUAGAAAGCAUCGUCUAUGUAUAGUCAUAAGUCUGCCAGAAUGGAAAUGCUAGGUUGCAAAUUUGAUUGUCAAGUGAUUUUUCAUCUUCUAGUUAGUAUUCAUGACCAGGUUAUUCUUCUCUCCAAGUCCGAUGCUUUAUCCAACCUUACAAGCGCUGGAUGAGAGGAAGGGAGUUAUCCACGCUUCUACAGCCCUUACCCUACACUUAUUUC
Molecule: messenger RNA, 1343 nt
Organism: Rubroshorea leprosula
Lineage: Eukaryota; Viridiplantae; Streptophyta; Magnoliopsida; Malvales; Dipterocarpaceae
Source: the annotation of a GenBank genome assembly